AUGGCUGGAAGAGGAAGGACCCCACGACGAGGAACCACAAGGAAGCGUCGGUUCAAAGAUUUGGAAUCAAUCACCUCUCCAUCUCCAGAGAAUCCAGUCGCUGAUGAGGGACCUUCUGUGCGGCGGGCUCGAGUGUCACAGAAGGUGCAUUCAAUCAUCAACAUAUCUUCAAGCAUUCAUGACAGCAAGCAAAGAAAGGAUGUUCAAUUUGAUCAAGAGCCACAAAUCAAUGCUGGAGAAGAAACCCCAAAUGGGAAAGGAACUCCAAAUGAUAAGGAUGUGCUGAACACAGUCUCAGAAUUACAAAAAGAUGUUCGAUCAUUAAUGCAAGCAGUGGGAUUUUUAGCUCAAACUUGGUACACCAGCACAUCGAAAGAUCCUGAACUAUCUGAUGAGGAGUUGUUUACGAACAAAUCAAAGUACUCUUUAAGAGCUACUGCAACUGAAGAAAUAAUGCUGAAAUUUGUGCAAUCUACGCCCAAUGACAAAGGAAAACAGAAAUGUGUAGGUGGCUUGGUAAAGAAACUGUUUUCUCCAUCUGAGUUUCAGACUCUAGGCAGUGGAUUCAAAUCUGCAACUCCUCCAUCAAAUCAAAAUGAUAAGACAUCUUUAUCUGGUCCAGCUGCUACAAUAGAUCCCAUUUACAUUCCCGUUUGGUUGAAAAGCAUAUUUGGACCAGCUGUCUUUGAAAACCUUGACUACACUGAUAUUGCAGUGGCUUCUUACAUAUUUAAGAGGUGCAAUGAUGGAAGUGUAGAUAGCAAGGAAUCACUUAUAAUUCCUGUAAUCAACCAUGUUAAUGGAACCCGUGGGGUAUUGCAAACUCUGAUGCCAAAGUGCAAAGUUGAUCAAGAGGUUAUCAACUUGUUUGCCAUAAUGUUGACUCACUCUGAAAGGGAUAUGAACAGAAUUCCUAAGUUUUGGUUCUUACCAACCUACUUUUCCCAAUUCAUUAUGGGCUGGACCACCCACCCUCAAAGCAUGAUCACCAAUCAACAGAGGACCUACAUGGGGAAGAUUGAGAUGUUGUCAAAGGUGUUUGUGCCCGUGAAUGACAACGGUAAGCAUUGGUACCUACUUGUGUUUGACUUUGAAAAUGAAGAAAUUGUAUACUUGGACUCCUUCCCAGAAGAAGAUAGGUUGGAAUAUAGGAUCUUCAACGCCAAGCUGGUGGCAUUAUACAUGGAGAAAAUGUUCAGAGAUCCAUCAUUCUAUGACAUGGAUGAAACAGUGAGGCCUCGUGUUUCUCAGUUUAAGGUUGUCGUGCCCCAAGGAUUGCCAGUGCAGAAAUCUGACUCAAAUGAUUGCGGGGUGUGGGUAGCAUGCUGGAUGAACGAAUUGGGAAAAGAUGGAUACAAUAUUAAGAUUGACAAUAGCACACGCUUGAAGUUUGCAUUGAAGUUGGCUUUACACAAGUACAACGAAAAUCAGGAAAUUCUCAUGCAAAAGGCUUAUGAGUUCUAUGGAAAUAUGGUGAAGGGUACACUGGUCAGGAACAAGUGUCUUCCUUGAGUGAAGGAAUGCUUAUAUGGAACUAUCCAUAUUAUUUACCUUCUUAUUAUUCUGUUUGUAUUAGUCAUGGACCAAUUGUUUGGCCUGUUUGGAGAAUUGUUUUGAUUGGAUGUGUUUUGCAUUUUGGACUGGUGUGUUUUGGCCUGUUUGUGCCCACCUUUUGACCUGUUUUCAGUUUUGUUGUUUUACUCAGUUGUGGACAAGUUAUUUUGGCAUGUUGUGCCCUAUUAAGACUGCUUGCGUUUUUUAAUA
This is a messenger RNA of Lotus japonicus, 1764 nucleotides long. RefSeq lists its product as uncharacterized. NCBI's taxonomy places the organism in Eukaryota, Viridiplantae, Streptophyta, Magnoliopsida, Fabales, Fabaceae. Gene Ontology annotation, biological process: protein desumoylation. The transcript has 11 exons. The coding region runs from base 1 to 1512 and encodes 503 amino acids. Gene Ontology annotation, cellular component: nucleus. Gene Ontology annotation, molecular function: deSUMOylase activity. The record is from RefSeq and is a predicted model, not a curated record.